AUGGACCCAUCACACCUGAGUCAAGAAAGUACCCCCCCCCCCCCAUCCAGGGUCAUGGGCUAUAGUCCCAGGAGAAAAUCCUACCAAACUAAAGCUAAGGAAAGUUUAACUCUCUUUCGUUUAUUCUAUUACUCCUUCUUUCCUUGUUCUGUUGCUAGCCACCUCAUUAUUAAUGUAACUAGAUCAGACUCACCCCAAACCAUUACCUUUGAUGCUUGUUUAGUUAUUUCUUGUGGGGAUCUCCAAAGCCAGAGACAGCUUGCAGCAGCAGAGAAAUAUCUCUGCCCAUCCACAGCAGAUGCUUCUAAAUUGUUUAAGUACCUGUUUUGUCAUACUUGGGAAUAUGUCAUUUGGACCACUCAAUGUCAAGACUGGGUCCCCUCAGAGGAUUUCCCACUAGCAGUUCUAAAGCCCUAUAACCAUUUUACUAGAGGAAGUGCCCCUCCCAAUUGUCAACAUAACCAAUGUAACCCGGUGCAAAUUUCCAUCACCACCCCAAUUCUCCAAGAUUCCUCCCCUACCCUAAACUGUUUUUAUGGUAUGGGAGCAGAUGUAACAGGAAAAGACCCUAUAGGUUUCUUCAAGUUGCACCUCAUUACAUCCUCAUCCCUCACAUUUCCACCUCUAUCCUCUUCUAAACCUGCUGACCAGACCACUGUCUCUUCUCCACCUAAUGACAAAACCAACGUAGCUAUUGUAGAGGUUAAAAAUUUAAAACAAACACUGACAAUUGAAAAAGGAUACCACGAUGCAAAUGCCUGGAUGGAAUGGAUUGAAUAUUCUGUUUGCACUCUAAAUAAAAGCGACUGUUACGCUUGUGCGCAUGAGCCAGAGGCCCAAGUUAUCCCCUUUCCACUUGGAUGGUUUUCUGACUAGCCGGGCAUGAGCUGUAAGGUGGCAUUUUUCCAAGACCCCACAGCCUGGGGUAAUGAAUUCUGUCGAAUUCUCUCUCUGCUAUUCCCUGAAGUUCAACAUCCUGCAGGUCAGCUCCUGAGGGCCAUCCAGCCUCCAUCUCCAGACACCAAUUUUACUUCAUGUCUCUCACUACAGGGACAACAUUUGGCAUUUCUUGGAGACUUGAAGGGAUGCAGUGAGUUUAAAUCUUUCCAAUAGUUUACAAAUUAGUCCGCCCUUGUUCAUCCCCAUGCUGAUGUAUGGUGAUAUUUUGGUGGACCUCUACUGGACACUCUGCCAAGUAACCGGAGAGGCACUUGGGCUCUAACUCAAUUGGCCAUCCAUUUCACCCUGGCAUUUCAUCAACCAGAAAAAGGGAAACCACACCACCAUAAAACGAGAGAGGCCCCUCAUGGAUCUUUCAACUGUCAUGUUUAUAUAGAUGCAAUUGGAGUCCCACAGCAGGUACCUGAUAGAUUCAAAGCCCAAGACCAAAUAGCUGCAGGAUUUGACUCAUUAUUUCUGGCUAUUAAUAAAAAUGUAGAUUGGAUAAAUUACAUCUAUUAUAACCAGCAGCGACUAAUUAAUUACACUAGGGAUGCUGUCAAAGAAUUAGCCAAACAAUUAGGGCCUACUAGCCAGAUGGCUUGAGAAAACAGAAUGGCCCUAGAUAUGAUAUUAACAGAAAAAGGUGGAGUUUGUGUUAUAAUAGGAACCCAAUGCUGCACCUACAUUUCCAACAAUACAGUCCCUGAUGGAAAAAUUACCAAAGCUUUAUAAGGUCUUACCUCCUUAUCAAAUGAAUUAGCCACAAAUUCUGGGAUAAACAACCCUUUCACAGGAUGGUUAGGGAAAUGGUUUGGUAAAUGGAAAGGAUUCAUGGCCUCUAUUGUAACUUCUCUUACAAUCGCAAUAGCUGUGUUUAUUCCUGUUGGAUGCUGCAUCAUACCCUGCAUUCGUGGACUAGUCCAAAGACUUAUAGAAACAGCUGUUACCAGUAGCUUCCUUAGUUCUUCCCGAUCUUAUACUAAUAGAUUAUUUCUCCUGGAAGAACAACAAAGCUGAGUCAUGUUAGGUAAGUUUGAAUAA
Molecule: messenger RNA, 1983 nt
Organism: Pongo pygmaeus (Bornean orangutan)
Lineage: Eukaryota; Metazoa; Chordata; Mammalia; Primates; Hominidae
Source: RefSeq, a predicted model, not a curated record